AUGCAUCUUUAAACUGCUCCCAACAAAAUCCCCUCCACAGAUACAGGGCCCACCGCGUGGCGCAGGAAUGCUGGCAACAAGGCGGCGAGGAAGACAUCUGAAUGUAUCGGAUACUCCUCUCCAUGGGUCGUUAACAGGCAUCGACCUCCUCAAAGCCUUAACGACGGCAAAUACAGCGCAAAGCAAUCAAUCGCCAUCAACACACUAGAAUAUUCUAGGGAUGGAAUAAUUGAUAGGCUGUCUCCUGGUGCGUAACGGAGAGGCGGCGGUGAUUAAAUUCUGUUUAACAUCUCGGUAGGGGGGUUUAGAUUUACACCAUCCGCGCGUUGAGACGAGCACAGAACCAAGUAUUGAUAUCCAGACAGCAUCUGUAACAUGAUCGAAGUGUAUAGAAGGCGAGGUGGGCUAUUAUGUGAUGAGGAGGGGGUCAUCGACUCAUUCACAGUGUAGCACCUGUCAGUCAAGAACCAUGACAGUAUACCCAAGUUGCACACUCGUAAUGAAGAGGUGAAAAGUUAUGGCUUCCAGUCUGUGUCAUUAGGCUCACUUUUACCAGUCUGAACAAAAGUCACUACUCAUAUGUCUUACUUGAAACUUUGGACAGGUAUGUCCUAUGUAAAACUUAUGACAACUCUAAAGGGUGCACCUUCAGGUAUACCCUCACUUUUUUUUUUCAUCUGUUGGGUCAUUCGUUUGUUCUUUAGUGAUCUGCUGUACCUGCCACCUUUUAAGACUCUGAAAAUUCAUUGAAACUAACCAUUAAAACUAGAUAAGUAGACAAAAAGAGGUUGAAAGACUUGUUAAGGUGGACUUUCUGCAGUCCAAGAAUGACAGGCAUGUAUCCAGCCUCACCUUGGACAUAUAGCUACAAAAUCUCUCUUUCUCCCCCCCUCCACCCCAACAGUCCAAGCUACUUGUAAACUACAUGACAUCAGUGAGGAAGAAGGGGGGUGGGGGGGUGGGGGUGUACUUGGGAGCUGCUGGUGAACUGGGCGGGCGCUGUUGCACGUGUUCUGAAUGGGGAAGACGGGCUCGCAUCGCAUUUCUCGUGUCCAAUCGAUCCCCGCUCGGGAGGAGCGACGGGAGCGCAACUAUCACUCCUACAUCACCGUACCAUCACUCUCAUCAGCAUCUCUCCGGCGACUAUAACGCCUCCCCGUGACAAUCGCGCGCAGGUUGAUGAACUUGUGUGUGGAGUGUUUCGCCAAUUAAAAAAAAAAAAAAGAAAAAAGAAAGAAAACAUCAGCCCGGCGUCUCUUUGGGGGAAAUUACGCACUUUUGAUGACUUUCUCCUUAGUCUGGGUUUGAGAUGGGACGCGGCGAGAUCAUGGGAGAUUGGACCACAUCACCACUGCGCGAGCUCUGCUUUCUCAGCCGGCUCCGUAGGGCUGGUUCUCCGGCGUGGCAGUAGCCUCAUCCUCCCCCCCGCCCCCCCCCCCCCCAUUCCCCGCUUCGGUGUGUUUGUGCGCGGACUCCGGGACCUGGACAGGAGGCUCAAAAGGAUUGCCCCGUUUAGUGGGAAAAACAAAAUCAGUGGAGUUGAAGCAGGAAGUGGCAAAGCUCUCUAUUAUCUCACCUGGAUCCUUUACAAUUCCCAGUGAUCAUGCCAUCGAGUUUAUAGAUUUGGGGGCUUCUUCUGUUGUGAGGUGAGGAAGAGGAGAAGCAGGAGGAAAAGGAAGAAGAAGAAGAGGAGGAGGAGGCGGCGGCGGCGGUGGUGGAGAGUUGAGGUGUGAGUGGAUGCAGUCAUGGUCUGUACGCUCUGUCCAUAGAGGAGCUACUCAGUGGAAGAGAGAUCAAAAGAGACAGAGACGACAAACAGGAUGAAACUGUGGGGGAGGUCAGCUUGGCCUUUGCAGGUGGCCUUCCUCGUUGCCUUGGUGAUGCUCUGCGUUGACCCGGUGUCCGCUGGCAACCGUAACCAUCGGGGACCGACAGUGUCAUACCAGGUGAAGCAGGGGACAUGUGAGGUGGUGGCCAUCCAUCGCUGCUGUAAUAAGAAUAAGAUUGAGGAGCGCUCUCAAACCGUCAAGUGUUCCUGUUUCCCGGGGCAGGUUGCCGGCACCACCAGAGCCAGGCCUUCGUGUGUGGAAGCCUCCAUUGUAGCCCAGAAGUGGUGGUGCCACAUGGAGCCAUGUAUGGAUGGGGAAGAGUGUAAGGUCCUUCCUGACCUGACUGGCUGGUCCUGCAGCACUGGCAACAAAGUCAAAACCACCAAGGUCACACGAUAGCAAGAGAGCCGCUGAGCCAUGUGGAAACCUGAGACGCUCCAUGUGGAGAGGAUGGAUGACUCACACAUAUUUACUGUACGAUGGGGAAAAAUAUCAAGGAAAGGACCGCCAUCAGGCUAUCCAUCACUAAACUAUGGGAUAAAAUGUGCUCAUCACAAACAAUGUACACUUGGCUACAUGGAGCCACCUAUACAGCAUAUACAGUAUGCUGGUUAAGACCAAUAGACUACAAUCAUGGGCACCCAGGGUAGAUCUGGACACAGAUGGACUCCUCUUUUCCAAUAAUGGACAAUGUGUGGAUUGAUUAAAAAAUGGUCAAUUUUAAACAUUGUUUAAGCAUUUCAAAGUAUAUAUUUCAACAAAGCAUUUGUGGAUGAGUGUGAGAUGUGAACUAAAAGCUGUGCUUAGAGUGCUGCUGCUGGAUGCAGUCCAGACCUGUUGUCAAUAUGUAGAGGUUAUGCCGGAGACAGUGGGAAUGAUUUGGGAGAAGUGGAAGCGAUAGCAGCUCAUAAACUAGCAAAUAGCAAAUUAGCAUCAAAUUGCUCUUGUGGGUCAAGUCACUACCAUGAAGACUGGGAGUCAUUUUGCAGUUCUAAUUAGGAAUUGCAAUGUAAGAUCAUAACAACAUAUUAAAAAUUCAUGUAAGAUAUUUGCACUA
Messenger RNA from Lates calcarifer (barramundi perch), 2886 nucleotides. RefSeq names its product TAFA chemokine like family member 4b (gene tafa4b). The record is from RefSeq and is a predicted model, not a curated record. The transcript is spliced from 6 exons. NCBI's taxonomy places the organism in Eukaryota, Metazoa, Chordata, Actinopteri, Centropomidae. Gene Ontology annotation, molecular function: receptor ligand activity. Bases 1821 to 2228 code for a protein of 135 amino acids.